AUGCCAAAAAGUAGUCCUUGGAGUGAAAAAGAAAAAGAGUUGUGUGAUUGGCUCAUUGCGAGUUUGAUGUUAGGAGGACAUGGAAAGCUUUGGCACAAAUAUGAGACGGCAAUAUCAACAUUGAUGACAGAAAUUCAUCUCUCCGGAAGAUAUGAGGACUUUGACAGGUCUUAUAAUCGUGAGAAGAUAAAUAAUCAUAGGUUUAGACACUUUAAGCCAAAAUAUGGUGUCCCACGCCAAGUGCCAACAAGGCCUGAUUGGCUUCCAAUCGAGUUCCAGUCGCUCGGAAACGAUGGCUUCAGCUGUGAAGAUAUUGAGAGAUGUGCGAAUUUAUUGCGCAAUGCCUCGAAUCUUGACGAGCUGUCGCAAGUUGAAACAAAUGCAAUGAGAAAAUGGGAUGUCGAAAAGUCUCCUCAGAUUACGGAAUCUACUUCCACUCAUCCAGCCGACGGACAGAUCCAGAGAUCACCUAAUACAACACACCAACGCGGAAGGUCAUAUAAGCCGCCACCAUAUGCCCGAACAUUCAGUAAUAGUGGUGUCGCCUUUGAUUUUGCCCCGCCGGCUUCAGCUGCUGAAAUGGCAAAUCCGUUCAAGGUAAACCCUUCAACAAAAUCCCCUCCGCCGUUAAGUCAUUAUAUGGGUCGACAUUCAUCUUCCGUCGCAUCCACAAACUUUGGCCAUACGUACACGAGCAAUCAUGCGCAGCAGCUCGAGAGCACUUUUGAAAAUAAAGAAACCGCUGCUACAAAAAGCAUAGGGAAAGAAUAUGCUGCUGGAGGCAUAAACAGCAGUGUUUUUAGGGAAAACUCGUCUUCCAGAAUACCAUCCCUGGCACCAUCAAACUCUCAGAACGUUACACAGGAUCCUGCAACACAAGCGUACGGCUUCCAACCGGUCAAUCCUUCAAGUUCUUCCGGCGCAAGUCUGUCAUACACAAGCGGCUCUUAUACUAUUCAAAAUCAACCUUCCGCUUCCAUCGAACAGUCCAGCAAUACUCAGAACAUUGCAAACAACUCUCCUUUAGCAACCAAUAUUCCUCGAGCGAGUCCGAAUUAUGCCGAAUUAGACAGUGAAAAAAGCGUUUUAAAUUCAGUGUACAAACCUCCGACGACCUACAAUUCGGCUGGUGGGGAUAGUUGAUUUUUCAAUUUUGUAUCGAAGAAUGAGUACCUAUCUUCUGAGACGCAGCGACUUCGAACUUCUAUUAAUGGCAUAUCAAAUACUGGAUGGUUUGGGUUUGGGAGCGGAAAUGAUUAGCGCCGUGAAAAUUAUAUUACAAUGCUAGAUGCCAUUCCAUUUAUAACACAUUCUUCCCAAAUAUCAAUGACCUGCCCGGGUGCUGUUUGAUGAUUUGAAAGUUUAGCCCUAUGGGGUAAGAGCACUAGUAAAGAAAUGAAUCUUAUCGGCACAGAAUAUGAUAUUGUAAUGAAAUUCGCAAAAUUACUUGUAUUAGGUAGCUGAAGAGAAACGAGCUCGAGGACUCUGAUCUCGCCUAUAUGUGUGCUGACUCAGCAUAAUCCCGCUGACAAACCAAAUGAUAACCUCCUUGUCUUACAACAUCUCAUCGUAUGUAUCAACCUCAUCCCACAUCCAUCUCUCAUUCUUGGCAGGCAACAUAAUGUUAGGCGCGAAAAGGUUUUCCCAUCUCCUCGAAGCCUCAGAAGAUUUCGGACGUUUCUUGCCGGCCUGGUUUGAAAUUUU
Sclerotinia trifoliorum is the source of this 1704-nucleotide messenger RNA. Lineage: Eukaryota; Fungi; Ascomycota; Leotiomycetes; Helotiales; Sclerotiniaceae. The record is from the annotation of a GenBank genome assembly.